Messenger RNA from Peromyscus maniculatus bairdii (prairie deer mouse), 7810 nucleotides. RefSeq names its product regulator of G protein signaling 17 (gene Rgs17). NCBI's taxonomy places the organism in Eukaryota, Metazoa, Chordata, Mammalia, Rodentia, Cricetidae. The record is from RefSeq and is a predicted model, not a curated record.
CCCAGCCUCCUCCCUCUCGGCUCUCUGCUGGCCUGUCUCCCUCUCUCCGUCGCCGGGUGCUGAAGUUGGGCGGAUGGCAGCGAGCCGGCUCCUCUAGAGGACGCAGCAGCCCAGCCUCGCGCACCCUCGGACCGACCGCGGUGCGCUCACCUACACCCCAGGCCACCCGCCAGCUGGGUUCUGAAGCAGCUGAAAUGAGAAAACGGCAGCAGUCCCAAAAUGAAGGAACCCAGGCUGUGUCUCCAGCACCCGGAAACCAGAGGCCCAACAACACCUGCUGCUUCUGCUGGUGCUGCUGCUGUAGCUGCUCCUGCCUCACCGUCAGGAAUGAGGAGAGAGGAGACGGUGCGGGGAGAUCCACACACACCACAAAAAUGGAGAGCAUCCAGGUCCUAGAAGAGUGCCAGGACCCCACUGCGGAGGAAGUCUUGUCCUGGUCUCAAAAUUUUGACAAGAUGAUGAAGACUCCUGCGGGACGCAACCUUUUCCGAGAGUUCCUCCGAACAGAAUACAGCGAAGAGAACCUCCUCUUCUGGCUAGCCUGCGAAGACUUGAAGAAAGAACAGAACAAAAAAGUGGUUGAAGAGAAGGCCAGAAUGAUUUACGAGGACUACAUUUCUAUACUGUCGCCGAAAGAGGUCAGCCUGGAUUCUCGAGUUAGGGAGGUGAUCAACAAGAACCUGCUGGACCCGAGCCCUCACAUGUAUGAAGACGCCCAGCUCCAGAUCUAUACCCUGAUGCACAGGGAUUCUUUCCCAAGAUUCUUGAACUCGCAGAUCUACAAAGCCUUUGUGGAAAGUACUGCCAACUCUUCUUCUGAAUCGUAACUUUCAUGGGAAAGGCCAAAAAAAAAAAAAAUCACUUCAGAGGGCUGGGAUGGGAAAUAUAAGUAGUUAAAUGACACCAGAAAUUGAGUUCCUGGAGAACUACAGGUUGGCACCCUCGGGCUGCUGGCAAGAGACAACCAUGAGGGUCUUUGUCUCCAUUUUUAAUCAAGGUUACCCAUGAUUCUGUUUGGAGAAAAGUCUAUACGAGACAGUGAAUUGCCAAAUUAAGUUUGUUUAUUCAACACUUGUUCUCCUUGCAAGCAAACUGUGUUCCUAGUCCUCUGAGCAGUCUCCUAGUGCAUCUCCAGAGGCCGCAUGUGCAAAGUACAACUGCUUUGUCUGCCACUUAGCUGUACUAUUUCCUCAGUAGCAUACCUUAUAUCUGUAAUUAAGGACUUUUGUGCAAUAUGGUCUCUUAGAAACAAUCGCCAACAAAUUGGCUGUGGUUUGCAUUUUUUAAGCAUAAUCUGAUACAAAAAAAAGGCUAUUUUAAACAUGUAACAGUGAUAUUUAACCAUGCUACAUACUAUGUUUAGUACAGGGACUUUGAAGCCAAUUUUUCUGUACAUGGAAAGAAAAAGUUAGCUGACCAUCUCUGCCUGUGGAUGGGUCUUAGUCUGAGAGCCCUCUGGUUGUUCACUGCCCAAACUCUGGAAUUUUCAUUACAGCAGAGUUUGCUCUGUUUUAAAAAAGAAAGAAAGAAAGAAAACAACAACAAAACCUAACAGUGAUAAGAAAAAUUUAAAAAGCACAAAAUCGGCUGAAGAUACCCUGUCUCGUUGAAAAAUCCAAGAGUGAUACUCUUUUUAGGUAUUUCAUACAAGAAGAAAUGAGUCUAUGUAUAUAUCAAAUGUCCAAUACUAUAACUAAUUUAUUAAAGAAUGGCUCUCCAGUUCUAAAUUAGUCAUGUAAAGUUAUGUAUGUCAGCAAGAAAAUAAUAAUGUGCUUGCUGAUCCAGUUUGGGACUAUAAAGCAAAAGAUCUAGUGAGGAAUGCCUACGUGUAGCACUGUGAAAACAUCUCGAGGAAUUGCAUCUGGCAUGUGGCAUAUUUGCCUUGAACGUAUAAUCCAGUGAAAAGUUUAAGUUUUUCCUAAGCCAACAUUUUAUAAAGGGUUAUGAAGAAGAAAAUCUCCGAUGUCAGACCUUAACUGUUUUCAUGUAGUAUCUCAAGAAAGAUUUAUUUUAACAUUGUUAAAAACAAUUAACCCUCAUCCACAAUUAAAAGGCAGUACAGUGCUCAAAUAUUUUAGCUGCCAAUAUUAUUUUUUGUAAUUACAUUAACUCUUUACAUGAAAUACUCACUUGACCCUGGCAUGUAUUUCUGACCUUCAGAACAGUGUCGUAUUGUGCACAAAACCAAAAUUACAAUCAAUUUCAUAUUUAUAUCAAGGUCUUAUCUUUCAAUAUCAAUAUCCCCUGGAGACUAUUUUUUUAAUCUUAAACUCAAUGAAUAUAAUGUUGAGUAAUCUAAAAAAAUGGAAGAUUUAAAAAGAUUUAUAUCCACUGAGAAUACUGGCCUUAUAUUAAGGAUGAUAUUUAAUUAUAGGUUUUAUUUGUCAUUUUUUAACUACCUCUCAUUUUUAAUUUAUUAAACAUAUUUUUUUAAAAAGAAAAGUUUGGAGUUUUCUUUUUAAAUUUAUGUUACUUGAAAGGUUGGCAUCAUGUUUCUUUUUCCAUAAAUUUAAAACAUUUCAAGAAUUGUUUUUUAAGUGAGUAUGAUUUUCUAACUUAUAUAGAAUUCAGGAGCUAUGAUUAAAAGGGCUAUUACCUAUUCCCUAUGCAAAUAUUUUAGCUGUUGCAGUGUUUGACGAAAUGGGAUUUUAAAGACAAUUUGCAGAGUCGAAAACUAAGCGUUCUGUUUACACUGGCGUCGCUGACUAUCCUACCAUGUUCAGCACUUUUAAAUACAUUAUUUAUGAACACAUAGUUAAAGUGCAGAUAGAAAGUAUUUAUAACCGUCAUCUUUUAACACAUGCCUGUGUUUCUUUUUCUGAAAGUCUUAGUGUAUUUAAGAUGUGCUUUAUUCAUGUCACCUAGAUAUUUACUAUUUGAAUAGUUUCAGUAAUACGUUGAGAAAAAGAUAGUUAUGAAGAUGUUUACAGAAAAAAAAUCCUAUUUUUUUCCUAAAGAGUCAAGAAAUCUUAAAAGGGGCAUCGUUGCUUCUAUUGUGAAGUCCCAUCAUUCUGAAUCAUUUAAUUAUUUUCUUGAUUAGUUUAUUAUGCUCCUAGGAGUGUACACAUAUAUAGUAUGGCAUCAUACGUGUUUCUGUGUUUGAGGCACAAUGAAUUGGUGCACGUACCAGGAGAUAUGUAAAAUACUAUGACUCUCUGCAUGCACAAUUGUUUUUGAUGUAGACUUUAUAUUCCUGUUGUUACUGUGGAUGCUGGUGACUUACUCUCAUAGGUUAUCUUUACAAGAUGCUUUGGACGAUUAGGUGAGUUGUCUGAUUGACAAUGCAGCUAAUAUUUUACCAAAUGUAGAAGUUAAGGGCCUCCAUAACGAGGCCUCGUCUCUAACCUGGGCAUUUGCCAUGUUUGCAUUUCAAAGUUGCUGUGUCUUUUUGGAACCCCAGUUAAGAAGUUUCCCUGAGAAGGUUCUAGAGCACAUUUGCACAGUUCGUGUCAUUAGCCAGGCCGUGUGAGCAGGUCUGCGCUAAAUUCCUAUUUCAGGGGCGAGGGUUCCUGACUUCAUUCCAGAAUGUUUCAAGUUUGGAAGGGUGUGUCUGUGGAUUUAUAACUAUACCAGUUUUUACAGUACGGUAUGAUUUCUUCAGUUUCAAUCACAGAGCUAUCAUAAACAAACAAAAGCCCUCAACUGGUGUCUCUGCCACCAUUUCAAGAGCACAACAUUUGCUUUAUUCAAUUUUGAUUUCAUCCCUAGCGAGUAUAUAGCUCCCUGGGGAAAAUACUAGCACUUUAAAAUGAAGCACCUUGUGGUUUAAAUUGCCAAGAUAACUUUUUAUGUUCUUAGAAUCUGCGAAUACACAGAAGAGGUUAAUGCACUUUCUAUAGUACCUGUCUAUAGACAUAUCUAUUAAGGAAAGAAAAGUAGGUGAUGUAGAUGAUGUAUACAGAGGUGACUUGAAAACAGAGGUCUUGAGAGGUGGAUCUUCCAAAUAGACAUGCUAACACUGGAUGGAUGACUCUUCUCUUUCUGGCUUAUUAUGAUGUUAUCCAGGGUUAUCACAGAUGCUCUGACAGUAUGACAAGGCACAUAGGAAUAUGAGCAAAACAGGAUUUUGAUACUGAAAUUGUGAAAUGCAAAAGUCAAAAUUAUAAUAUGGUCUUUAAAAAAUUCAUACAAUAUUUAUAUAUAACCAGUUUUCACAGUGAGUCGCCAUGCCUGGAUUGUUUAUUAGUGCCCUCCAAUGCCUCCUAGUAUAAAGUGUGUGCUACAUUUAUUUGAUAGUUCAGUGUCAAAGGACUAUAGAACUAGAUAAAGGCUUAUUUGUUGAAAACAAAUACAUGUCUCUCCCUAUUGUGAUGGUUUAAAAUAAUACUUGAAUUUUAAUUUAAGUCUAUUCUUUUUUUUCUCUAUAAUUUUUUAAUCUUCUCGGAAAAAGUCACAUUGUAAUUGUGGAAACCACACUCAAAACAAAUAAAAAAAUCAGGUGCUUUGGUGAAGAUUUUUAAAUGGAAGAAACAAAAUUAACCAUAGGAAAAUAACCUUUUGAAAAACCACCAAUUUGUUUUUAAACAGCUAGAAGAUAUACUUAGAACCCGACAUAACAUGGAUUUUGAAUACUUUAAGAUUUAUGUACUAUUUUGAAAUAGGAAAGAAUGUCAAAAGAUUGGCUUACCUAUCUAUUUGGAUUGCCAGUUAAUGACCAAUUUCCAAAGGAAGUCGAUUAUUUGGGUAUUCUUUUCUGUUUUUAAAUAUUCAAUGUUAAUAUACAAUGCCAUCCUUAGAAAGGAGUAUCCCACGUGUAAUCAUUUUAAUAAUUCUUCACUUGCCACAACUGCCAACAUUUACCACUAAAACAUCUGAGACCGUACUUCAGAAUGUAUCUGCAAGAUUUUAAUAUCAUUGCAACACACAGUGUGCAUUGAGAAGUAUUGGCUCCCAGCAGCAAACUUUGAGUUUUGUGUAUGUUUAGAAAAAUAUUACUCUUACAGAUAUAGUCCAACACAGCCGUAAGUGACAUGUUUUCCCCAUCAGUUUAAGUGAAUAUUCCAGACCAUCAUUUCUAGUGAGAACACAGAGGAAGUGGGUGUUGCCUUAGUUGGGCAGAUGGGGCUGGGGACUCAUUCAAUUCUUGUGACAAAGGCUCUGCAUUGGGGAAAGCAGGUAUCAAAAGUACUCAUAAUGAUAACCAACGUUUUAAUGUCAUGUGGACAACCUGAAGUUCAAGUCCCCCUCAUGUCUUGUGCCAAAUGUUUUCUGUUGCACGUUUUUCUGUUGAUGUAUCCCUUCAUUACAGCAUUUCAGCUUUUUAAAUAGUUAGCGAUUUGAGUUUUAAACCGAUAAUUUAAUUGUCUUAGGCUUGGGCACAUCUCCUUUUGCAAUGACCAAACUGAUUUCAACUGGUAUCCAGAGAUGGUAGAAAAGUCACUAUCCUUUCUGAAUCUGUCUCUUCAUCCGAACAUGAAGAAUAUUAAUUAUGGGGUGGUCAUGGGAACAAUGGUAUUGAGUAUGAUAAUUUAUCAGAGUUCUGCAGGCCAGUAAUAGUCUAUAGGAAGGUCUAUAGUCAAUGUCAUUUUAAUAUAUUUUCUCCCAAAUUUUUCCUUUAAUUUUUUUAGGUUAGCAUACAAAAACGGGUUUUAUUACAACAUUUUCAUACAGAUGUUUUAUUAUAUCUUGUUCUCAUUUAUUACCCAGCACCUUUCCCUGUGCUCUCUACUCUACUUUCUUUGUUGAUUAUUUGAAACAUAUUUGCAAAAUCUAAAUAUGAACAUGCACACAUGUGCGUGCACACACACACACACACACACAUGCGCACACACACACAAAGACGGAGACAUAGGAAAUAAAUCAACAUUCCCAAGGAUAGGAAUAAUAUAAAAAUCAAGUUAUUUACCAAUAUACCAAGUAUGUCAGUAGAUGAUAGAGACAACUGUAAUUUCAUAAAGCACCAUUUAAAAAACCAUCUUUUUAAUAGUAGUGUGAUUUUUGUCAAUUCUAUCAUGAAACUGUGAGUGGAAAGACUGAUAACAGUUGCUAUGUGUUUCAUCAAAUUUUAGAGUAUUUCCAGCCUUUAUUGAAAGAUCACAAAGACAGUACAGAAUGGCCUCAUGUGCUCUACCCCUGUGACAGCCAUUAGUCACAGUUAAAGAGUAGUGUUGACUCAUUGAGUCUGUAUUCCACUCCAAUACCAGAUGCUUUACCCAAUGUCUUCUCUCUGCUCCUACAUCUGGUAACAACGUGACCAUUUGUUGUUACCUCUCCCGUGGCUCCUUUCAGCUGUGACUUUCUAGAAGUGUUCUUGUAUCCUUCAUAACCUUGACAAUUUUGAGAGGAAGCAGACAUCUAUUGUGCAGAGCAUCACUCUGCUGGGAUUUGUCUAGGUGUUUGUGUGUGUGUGUGUGUGUGUGUGUGUGUGUUUAGAUAGGAGUUUUUGUUUUCUAGAAGGAAUAGUGUUAUUCUUGUCUUGUUAUUGUAAAGAUUUAUUUUGAUUUUAUGUGUAUGAGUGUUUUGUCCACAUGUACAUAUGUGACCAUAUGUGUGCAGCACCUCAGAGGCCAAAAGAGUCCCCAGGAAUGGGAGCUACAGAUGGUUUUGAGUCCCCCCCUCUUCCCUGCCGCCAUGUGUGUGCUGGGAACUGAACCCCGGGUCCUCUGCAAGAGCAGCAAGUGCUCUUAACUGCUGAGCCACCUGUCCAUCCCUGAAUAGCGCCAAGUUUUUUACAGGACAUCAAAGGCACAUGCCAGCAGGCUAACGACUCUUGCUUUGGGCUCUUCUUUGUUGUUGUUGUUGUUUACCUAUCACCUGGUUGAAGCAUCCUGUUCUGAGUAGCCUCUCUGCUGUUGAGUAAUACACACGCACAAGAGGGUGUCUUGGAGGAAACAGCCUGUUUACACUGGGCAAGAAAAACAAACAAAAGCAAUUCUGGCAGAUUUCUUAGCACAAAAUACUAGGCUCUUUUAAAAGAUUACUACCAAAUACUAUAACGAACAUGCAGUGAGUGAGGAAGUGACAUGGAUCAAAUUCCAAACCAGUGUUAGCUUGAAUAUUCACUUAAAAGCGUAACCGAUUCCCCUCUCCCUGACACACCCUGUGUACUUACCUAGAUCCUGCGCACAUGCUGGAUUUGAAGAUUUUAGUCUCAUUAAUUGUAGCAAGUGGUUAUUUAUUACUCGUGUUUAAUGCUUUCCUGUGUACCAUCCACUGAGCAAUGUAUGCUACGCUGAAGUGGUGUGGAAGACUUGAUGUUGCCCCUCUAGCUUUAGCCUGUUCGUCACGGUGUUUCUUGUGUCUGACUUUAAAGUGUUCUCAAAAUACUAAAAAGUAUUUUCAUGAAUUUGAUUCUGUGAAACUUAUCGUCUUGAACAUGUACAAUUUCCUACUUCCAUGCUCAUUCUAUUUAGUAAUCUAUUUCCAUAUUUUGUAUUCUACCAAUAUAUUUAUUAGUGGACCAGGAAAAGUUUCUGGGUACAUGAAUGCAAGAGUAACCAUGCUUGGCUAUUUCAUAAUACUGAAGUAACUGUGGGUACUCAUAACUGAAUAGAUAAUCCAGAUUCUUUUCUUGCAGUUUGUUUUUCUGCAUUUUUAUUCCAUUGAAUAGAUUUUAUCAUUUACCUAUGUACAAUAAUAGACUUCCUGGAAGUGCUACAAUUUUUACCAUGUAAUAGAUUUGAGCAUGACAAUAAUGUAAGAAAACUCAGAAGUCUCUAAGUGUAUCUGAGUUUUCAAAGUAAAUCAAAUAACAGGUGUUUUCAUUUAACUAUAUUGUGGAGAUUUAUGGAUAUUAUUAUAAAAUGCAUAUGCAUUACACUGAUUUUCUUAAAAUGUUUUGAAUUAAUAAAGAAUUCUCCAUGUAUCCUUA